UUCUCAUGUUGAAGCUCGCGAAGAAACCCAAAAUCCCUUGGUAUCUCUCUACCUUUCCCAUAUCCAUAUAUCCCAAACCCUACGCUCAAUUCUCUUCGUCAAUUCAACAAUCGCUGCGCAGCUUCGCAGAUUGCCUCCGAAACGAUGUCGUAUCGCCCGAGCGGGAACUCCAGGACCGAGGUCCGCCGGAACCGCUACAAGGUGGCGGUGGACGCGGAGGAAGGCCGGAGACGGCGAGAAGACACCAUGGUCGAGAUCCGCAAGAACCGCAGAGAAGAGAGCUUGCAGAAGAAGAGGCGCGAGGGGCUCCAGCCUCAGCAGAUGCCUGCCUCCGUUCACUCUACUUUGGUAGAGAAGAAGUUGGAACACCUGCCAUCCAUGGUUGCUGGUGUUUGGACUGAUGAUAAUAACCUGCAACUCGAGGCCACCACUCAGUUUCGGAAGCUGCUUUCGAUUGAACGUAGUCCUCCAAUUGAGGAGGUUAUACAGACCGGUGUAGUUUCUCGCUUUGUUGAGUUCCUGAUGAGGGAAGACUUUCCGCAGCUUCAGUUUGAGGCUGCUUGGGCUUUGACAAAUAUAGCUUCUGGAACGUCUGAGAACACCAAGGUGGUGAUUGACCACGGGGCUGUCCCGAUUUUUGUGAAGCUACUUGCUUCUCCUAGUGACGAUGUUCGUGAACAGGCAGUGUGGGCAUUAGGGAAUGUCGCUGGGGAUUCUCCCAGAUGCCGUGAUCUUGUUCUUAGUCAUGGGGCUUUGCUUCCUUUGUUGGCACAAUUAAAUGAACAUGCUAAGCUUUCCAUGCUUAGAAAUGCUACCUGGACGCUUUCAAACUUCUGCAGGGGCAAGCCACAGCCUCCUUUUGAUCAGGUUAAACCUGCACUUCCUGCUCUUGCCCGCCUUAUCCAUUCAAACGACGAAGAAGUCUUGACUGAUGCGUGUUGGGCCCUAUCAUAUCUUUCUGAUGGUACAAAUGAUAAAAUUCAAGCUGUAAUUGAAGCUGGUGUUUGUCCCCGACUUGUUGAGCUUCUACUGCACCCAUCCCCUUCAGUGCUAAUUCCUGCUCUUCGAACUGUUGGAAAUAUAGUCACCGGGGAUGAUAUGCAAACUCAGAUCAUCAUCAACCAUCAGGCUCUACCUUGCCUUCUGAAUCUGUUGACCAAUAAUUAUAAGAAAAGCAUCAAGAAGGAAGCUUGUUGGACCAUAUCAAACAUCACAGCUGGAAAUAAACUGCAGAUUCAGGCAGUGAUUGAGGCUAACAUAAUUGCUCCUUUGGUCAACCUGCUUCAAAAUGCUGAGUUUGAUAUCAAGAAGGAGGCUGCUUGGGCUAUCUCAAAUGCUACAUCCGGUGGUUCUCAUGAACAAAUCAAGUACCUAGUAAGUCAAGGGUGUAUUAAGCCCUUGUGUGAUCUUCUCAUCUGUCCUGAUCCUAGGAUUGUAACAGUUUGUCUGGAAGGCCUUGAGAACAUCUUGAAGGUAGGAGAAGCUGAUAAAAAUAUAGGUAAUACUGGUGACGUGAAUCUGUAUGCCCAAAUGAUUGAUGAUGCUGAGGGGCUGGAGAAAAUUGAGAACCUGCAGAGUCAUGACAACACGGAGAUUUAUGAAAAAGCGGUGAAGAUUCUUGAGACAUACUGGUUGGAGGAGGAAGAUGAGACUAUGCCUCCAGGGGAUGCUUCUCAGUCAGGGUUCAACUUUGGUAACAGUGAGGCUCCUUCUGUGCCUUCCGGUGGAUUCAACUUUAAUUAGAAGAUAUCCAUACUCUACUGGGAUUUUUGGUCGGUGUAUCCGUGAAGUUCUCCAUUAUGACGGGACAGCAGUUGGGGGACAAGUCAAUGUCUCGUCAUUGUCCUUGGGUCUCGUACAAGGUCCAGCAAGUAAAUACAUGGUUGCUGGAUCGGCUUGGGUUUUUGCAAUGCCUGGUAUUUCAUAUCUCAUGCUGUAAAAUGCUUUGUGGCUAUAUUUUUUUUGCAACCGUAGAGAAUACUAGAAUCCUCUUUCUGUCAAGUGAUCAUUCCAUAGAGUUAAUGAAUGUUCAGUCUCGUGAUAUUUUUUCCUUUGUUUUAUGUGUCAUAGUUUGGAGUAUAAGUUACGAUUGUUGUUUUUUUGGCAAAUGCCAAAUGCUACUGCCUAUCUGUUAGUUACAAGGAACUUUGGAGUCUUUCUUUUAUCCUCUUCCUUUGUAAGUUUUUUUGAUGUUGAAGUGUUUACCCCAAAGUUCAAUUAUUCAUCAAGUUAUGUAGGCCCCCCUACAUUAUGUAGUACUUCAGCUUGGAACUACGUUCUCAAAAGAAAAUAUACUGCAAUUAUUAUGUAUUC
Messenger RNA from Cajanus cajan (pigeon pea), 2313 nucleotides. RefSeq names its product importin subunit alpha-2. The record is from RefSeq and is a predicted model, not a curated record. Gene Ontology annotation, biological process: protein import into nucleus. Gene Ontology annotation, molecular function: protein binding; nuclear import signal receptor activity. Gene Ontology annotation, cellular component: cytoplasm. Lineage: Eukaryota; Viridiplantae; Streptophyta; Magnoliopsida; Fabales; Fabaceae.